Messenger RNA from Panicum hallii, 3308 nucleotides. Its product is annotated as putative 12-oxophytodienoate reductase 13. The record is from RefSeq and is a predicted model, not a curated record. Lineage: Eukaryota; Viridiplantae; Streptophyta; Magnoliopsida; Poales; Poaceae. Gene Ontology annotation, molecular function: oxidoreductase activity; FMN binding.
CAUAUUUCUUUAAGAUUCUUUAUGUUUGUUUCAAAGCCAUCUAAGGUUUGUUAGCCUUUUUUUCUUUUCUUUUGACUUUUGUUGAUGUGCCAUCAUCCUUACCAGCACCAUUUAAUAAAGAUGAGGACGACCAUGAUACUUAAAGAGAGAAAUCAGGACAACUAUGUAAUGAUGAGUGAUGUGCUAAACCUUUCAUUUUGGGUACUUGUAUAUAAAAGAUACAACCUUGGAGAAUAGCAAGGUGCUGGGCAUUGUAUUGCAAGACAAUUAGACAAUCAAGUUCCUUUCAGAGAGGAGCAGCAAUAGGCUAAUAGCAAAGGGUCAAGGGAGGGAGAGAAAGAUGAAUCCCGCUGUUGAGUUAAAAUGGAAAUUUUCAUGUUUUCUCACAGGUUAAUUGUCAUGAUCAACCUCUCUGGCUUUAGAAUUUCAGUAAACAUGGAUGAUUUCAUUUGCAAGGUUGUACAUUUCUCUGCUGUUUUUUUAACCUUUACUGUGUCAAUAUUGUUUUGUUGACCUGCAAAUUUAUCACAAAUGUUCAUGUAAUGAUUUGAAGUUUUCAUAUUCUGCUUACUAAAUUGAAAUUAUAUACCUCAAGCUACUGUCAAUUGUACUGUGAUGCCCUGGAGAUGCUGGCUUGUUAUAUUUCUUUUCCCAUCUAUACUCUUGGAACUUUUCAUGCAUCAGUUGCAUGUUGUUGACCUGCAAAUUCAUCUCAAGAAGUUUUGGUUUUUUUCUUGUUGUUAAAUAAAUAGAACUUUGUACCUCAACAUGUUUUCAGUUGCGCAGCAAUUCACUGGAAAAAAUGCAUGAAAUGGUAAUCAUGCUUCAUAUUUGCAUAUCUUGUAUGAACUGGUGUAUCUGUAUCAUGAUUAGUUUUCUGCUCUGUUUCCUUUCACAUUCAGUUCGAUGCUGUUUGGUUCUCAUUACAUAUAUUUCUUUUUCCUUAAGUGCAACCAUUUUUAGAACAUUACAAGCAUGAUCACUAAAACAUUGAUUAUGUAAAAUAAAAUGAUAUCAUGUACUCAUAGCUUGAUUUGACAUUCAACUUAUAAUCUCAAUGUUUGGUUUGCUCAAAAUAUAUUCAGAACUUCUGGUGACUAAAUGUUAGGUAGAACAUAAACUUUUGUGAGGUCAACUUAUUGUAUUGCAUUUUGCAUUUCAAAUUGGUAACUUGCAUACUGUAGAACAACCUGGUAGGCUAAGUUCUUUACUUAGCGCAUGCUGAUCAAGAUAGAGAUCAUAAUGCAAUCUUGAACAGCUAGGAAAUGGCUGAAUGGUGAGACAUGAUUACAGAAGCCACAGGUCUAUUGUCUGAAUCUUAAGGCAUAAGUGCAACUCGAAACAAGUAGGCCUGGGAGCUAGUUGAGGAUGUUGUGUUUGUGAACGGUGGGGAUUGGGAUAUUCUUCCCACCAGAUUUGGCAUCUCGGAAGAGCAUCUGCCAUUGCUAAGAUUUGCUAAUAUAUUCCUAAGUUUAUAAAGAAAGAGUACUUGAUCAACUUAUAUUUCAUCAGAGAGUUAUUAAAACCAUCUGAGCUUCCUGUGCCUCUCUUUUUUCCCCUCUCUCUCUUGACUUGUUUAGAACAAAAAAAAGAACAUAUGAGUAUCUUUUUCCAAGUAGAAUGGGGGCUCCAACCUAUGACAGUAUGACCUCAACCACCGUUCUUGUCCAGUUGUGCUUUAGAAUUAAUAACCUGGAAACUUGUUUAUAUUCAACCUACCCACCUACCUUUCCCCACCAGCAACCUUUUAGAUGACAAGGAUGAGUUGGGCAUUCCCAUCAAAUCACUGCGAAGUGCCAUCAUAUCAGGAAAUGUUGUGAUAAACACUAAAAGCAGCCACUCCCGGUUCCUCUUGGAGAGUGGUAGCAGAGGUACAAGGAGAGCAAUCAUGGAGUCUAUAGCUCUUCUGAGUCCUUGUGAAAUAGGAAGGUUCAGGUUUUCACACAGAAUUGUGCUGGCACCUUUAACAAGAAGCAGAUCAUAUGGCAAUCUUCCACAAUCACAUGCCAUACUGUACUACUCACAGAGGGCUACAGAGGGUGGUCUUCUGAUUGCUGAAGCAACAGGGGUGCCAUCUGAUGCUCAAGGGAUGAGUUUAAUUCCGCACACCCCAGGGAUAUGGACCAAGGAACAAGUUGAGGCCUGGAAGCCUGUUGUGGAUGCGGUGCAUGCUAAGGGUGGAAUAUUCUUCUGCCAGAUUUGGCAUGCAGGAAGAGUAUCUGAUAUGGAGAAAGAGCCCAUCUCAAGCACAGAUAAGCCAGUGGAAAAGAAUGAAGAUGACCACGUGGACUGUCCCAUCCCAAGAUGCUUAGCUGUAGAAGAGAUCCCCAAUGUAGUCAAUCACUUCAGAGUUGCUGCAAGAAAUGCUCUGGAUGCUGGUUUUGACGGGGUUGAAAUCCAUGGUGCCCAUGGCUUCCUUCUUGAGCAAUUCAUGAAAGAUAGUGUCAAUGAUCAUACUGACAAGUAUGGAGGCAGCCUACAGAACCGCUGUUGGUUUGCCCUUGAGGUAGUUGAAGCCGUGGUGGCUGAGGUUGGGUCUGACCAUGUAGGGAUCCGCCUCUCUCCUUAUGCCAACUACCUUGGCUGCAAUGACUCGAACCCAGAUACAUUGGGUGUCUACAUGGCUCAGGAACUGAACAAACACAGCAUCAUGUACUGCAGCGCAGUGGAACCUGAGAUGGUCACGGUGGAUGGCAAGAUGCAAAUUCCACACAGGCUGCACGAAAUGAGGAAGGCCUUCAAUGGAACAUUCAUGGUUGGUGGAGGGUAUGACACGGUGGAGGGAAACAGAGUUGUGGCUGAUGGAUAUGCUGACAUGGUUGUAUAUGGUCGCCUGUUCUUGGCGAAUCCUGACCUGCCGAGGCGAUUCCAUCUGGAUGCUCCUCUGAAUAACUACGACCGAUCAACAUUCUAUACCAAUGAUCCUGUUGUCGGCUACACGGAUUUCCCGUUCCUUGAUGACUGAGCCAGUGAGCUCCACAUGCGGGGAGAAUGGUAUUUAGCAGAACAGAGGCAACUAGGGGAGAGCUGAAUUGCCUUUGUGCAACUUUUGCCCCGGAAUCGGAGCAGGCUUGAUACAUCACUGGAAAGCAACAAUUGGAUGAUUUUCAUUUCGUGAGGUUGUUCUUUAACAUUUCUGGAUUAAAUGAUGAAAAGUUGCAGAUUUGAACAAAUUUUAGGUAUUUCAACAUAUGAAUUGAUGAUUUGGUCACAUCUGUAUUGAAUGGUAAUAUAGUGCAGAAGGUGCAAACGGUUCUGUGUAUUAUUGCACCUUGUAGGAUUGAGACUUGAAAAAUCUCAUAUUACAU